Molecule: messenger RNA, 722 nt
Organism: Salvia hispanica
Lineage: Eukaryota; Viridiplantae; Streptophyta; Magnoliopsida; Lamiales; Lamiaceae
Source: RefSeq, a predicted model, not a curated record
GUGUUAUUCGCGGAGGCCGGCAAAGACUGCGUUGAUUUCUUAUUCUACCUACUCUCCCUGCCAUUCGGCUGCUAAGAGAUGAAGGAAUGGAGGGGUCUUUACCCACCCUCUACAAGAGCUUAGAAAAUCUCAACAACGACUACAUAGAGCCCUACAAGAGAAAGGAGACCUAUCUGAAACCGGUCACCACUUCUCCGCUUCCUCUUCUGGGCCUUGGAGCAGAUGCUUCAAGUUCAACUGCAAACAAAACUUGCAGCUGUGACAGUUACAGUGACAGUGACUGUGAUAUUCAUACCUUUGGCAGCCCCAGUAGAAAAGUAAGUAGUGGUUUGGUGAAGGGGGUGGUGACGUACAUGGUGAUGGAUGAUUUGGAGAUCAAGCCCAUGUCUACUAUCUCCAGCAUUACUCUUCUCAAUGACUUCAAUAUUAAGAAUGUGGGGGCUUUGAAGGAGAAGCUUGUCUAUUUGAGAAUCAAGGAGGCCAUAAAGCUGUUGAAGAUCUCUCUGCAGAGCAAGAAUGUUCUUACACAACUCUUCUGCUAGUUCAACAAAUGUCGGUCGUGGAUUUUGGUUUCACAAUGAACCUCAGCUUUUUGUUCCAGCCUUUGGUUUUUCAAGUGUGAUCUGUUUAGUAGGCUAUCUUUUGCGCGUUUUGAAAUUGUUACUGUAUUUCGUAAACCUGAUCGUCGAAAUCUCAUUCAAGUGCCACGGCAUGUUUGGCCU